This is a messenger RNA of Scutellospora calospora, 275 nucleotides long. The record is from the annotation of a GenBank genome assembly. NCBI's taxonomy places the organism in Eukaryota, Fungi, Glomeromycota, Glomeromycetes, Diversisporales, Gigasporaceae.
CAUUAAAAGGAGUUAAAAGUCAAGAAAAAGUUUUUGCAGAGGAAUUAUUAAUAGAAACAUUAGUUCGAGAAGCUGUAUUAGUAAAUAGAGUUGAGCUAUUCAAGAUCCUAUCUGAUUUUCUAGUACUUAUUAAUAAUGAGAUAAUUAAAGUCAAUUAUGUUACCCAAGUGAAGUCCAAAACAAAAGAUCUAAAUAAACAAUUAUGGCUUUCUCUUGGACAAUGGUUAGGGAUAGAAGAACCACUCACAAGAAGAGAUAUAUAUCAGCAUCUCUGA